AUGGCCCAGCCCAGACAGAGCCUUGGGUCGGGCUGCUCGUCGGGCCUAACCCAGCGCGGGGGCUACCCGGCUAUGUCUCACCAUGACGUCCCAGCCAAUUCGUACCUCCCCAUGAAACUGGCACGCCGCGAGUCACCCGACAGCGAAACUGCCCAUGGGCUGAUCGCGGAUCAUCCACGGCCCGUAUUGUGUGCGCCCAUGGGCGGCCCAUGCGCAGCCCAUGGGAAUUCCGUUGAGGCAACCGAGCGGGUGUGUACUCCCGGCGCAAUAAGAUUGGCCGAUUCGUAG
Molecule: messenger RNA, 288 nt
Organism: Puccinia triticina
Lineage: Eukaryota; Fungi; Basidiomycota; Pucciniomycetes; Pucciniales; Pucciniaceae
Exons: 2
Coding region: 1-288 (95 amino acids)
Source: RefSeq, a predicted model, not a curated record